AUGGGUUUGUUUUCUAGAAAAAAAGAAGCUUCACCAGCGGUGGAAAAGAAAGAUUUGAUUUCAUGUGAAAAAGUAAUAAUUUCACCACCAAAGGAAUAUGGUAGUCCUAAACCAAUGCCCAAAAUCACCAAAGAGCAAGAUGAGGCAUAUAGAAAAUUAUUGACAUAUUUUUCAGAUCCGAAAUAUGAAUUGGCUGUUAAUACAAAAGAUACUUCUAAAAGGAGAGCUUUAAGUCCCAGAGAGAAAUUUUGGUUAACUAGAGAGUGUAUCUUGAGAUUUCUUAGAGCUGCUAAAUGGCAUGAGGAAAAUGCUAUUAAAAAUUUGGAAGAAACGAUGGCAUGGAGAAGAGAAGUUGGAAUCACUUAUGAUAGUGAUGAAAACCCAUUGAGAGGUGAUACUGUGGCUAUUGAAAAUGAAACUGGUAAAGAAGUCUUGUUAGGGUUUGAUUUGGACAGAAGACCACUGUUUUAUAUGAAAAAUGGUAGACAAAACACCGAACCUUCAUUUAGACAAGUUCAACAGUUAAUUUACAUGAUGGAAUGUGUUAUUGCGUUAACCCCAGAAGGUGUGGAACAAAUAACUGUUUUAGUAGAUUUCAAAGCUUAUAAAGAACCAGGGAUCAUCUCUGAUAAACCACCUCCUUUGGCCAUCACAAAAUUAUGCAUCAAGGUGUUACAAGAUUACUUCCCAGAAAGAUUGGCAAAAUGUAUUUUGAUUAACAUUCCAUGGUUUGUUUGGGCAUUCUUAAAGAUGUCAUAUCCAUUUUUAGAUCCACGUACAAGAGAAAAGGCUAUUUUCGAUGAACCUUUUGAAAAACAUGUUGAAUUGACUCAAUUGGAAGCCAUGUAUGGCGGGAAGUUGGAUUUCAAAUAUAACCAUAAAGUAUACUGGGCUGAUUUGGGUAAACAAUGUGAUACCAUUAGAGAAAGACAAUUUGGAAGAUUUAACAAAUUUGGAUCCGUGAUAGGGUUAAGUGAAUGGGAUUUGAAAGGUUCUAAUGACGAAAUCAGAUACCCUGUUGAUUACGCUAGCAUCACUUAA
This is a messenger RNA of Henningerozyma blattae CBS 6284, 1041 nucleotides long. It is a transcript of the gene PDR17, whose product is annotated as phosphatidylinositol transporter. The transcript has a single exon. NCBI's taxonomy places the organism in Eukaryota, Fungi, Ascomycota, Saccharomycetes, Saccharomycetales, Saccharomycetaceae. The coding region runs from base 1 to 1041 and encodes 346 amino acids. The record is from RefSeq and is a predicted model, not a curated record. Gene Ontology annotation, molecular function: phosphatidylinositol transfer activity.